Molecule: messenger RNA, 1593 nt
Organism: Sphaerodactylus townsendi
Lineage: Eukaryota; Metazoa; Chordata; Lepidosauria; Squamata; Sphaerodactylidae
Gene: OSGIN2
Product: oxidative stress induced growth inhibitor family member 2
Exons: 3
Coding region: 186-1361 (391 amino acids)
Source: RefSeq, a predicted model, not a curated record
AAUAAUUUCCAUUUAAAUCUUUUUCAAACUAGGAGUUAGAAUACUUAUCUUCAGGCCUGGAAGGACGCUCUUCAAAUCCUGUUGCCAUACUUUUCGACACACUACUUCAUCCAGAUGCUGACUUUGGAUUUGACUAUCCAUCUGUUCUUCACUGGAAACUAGAACAGCACCAUUAUGUUCCUCAUAUGGUGCUUGGCAAAGGACCACCUGGUGGGGCUUGGCAUUCUAUGGAAAGUUCUAUGCUGACCAUCAGUUUUGGAGAGUGGAUGGAAUUACCUGGAUACAAGUUUAAGGACUGGGCUGCUAAUAAGCGAAGAAAUAUAAAAUGUGACAGAGUUCUGCCAGAAGAAAUUGCUAGCUACUACAAGCACUAUGUUAAAGUCAUGGGCCUACAGAAAAAUUUCAGGGACAACAUUUAUAUUACAUCUGUGUCAAGGCUUUACCGGGAGCAGGACCAUGAAGAUGACAGCCAAGUGAAUGAACAUGUUUCAACACAGCAUUUCCAAACAGAAGAGCAGGAUGGACAGACCCCAUUGGUCAAGAGAAACUGGGAAAUCCAAGGUUAUCAAAGAGCAGCGGAUGGCUCUCAUAUCCCGUUCUGUUUGUUUGCUGAGAAUGUGGCUCUUGCCACUGGAACCUUUGAUGCACCUGGUCGCCUACAAGUUGAAGGAGAAGACUUUCCGUUUGUCCUCCAUUCUAUGGUUGAUUUUGGAGCUGCUGUAGGCAAAGGAAUAUUACGCGGAAAAACAGACCCAGUCCUAAUUGUAGGUGGUGGACUCACAGCAGCUGAUGCAGUUCUGUGUGCUUAUAACAACAACAUCCCUAUCAUUCAUGUAUUCCGCAAAAAGGUCACCGACCCAAGUUUAAUUUUCAAACAGUUGCCUAAGAAGCUUUAUCCAGAAUACCAAAAGGUCUACCAUAUGAUGUGCACUCAGUCAGUCACAAAUGUGGACUCUAAUUUGCAUUCUUCUUAUAUUAGUUUUCCUGAACAUCAAGUACUUUCAUUUCAAUCAGACAUGAAAUGUGUCCUUCAAGGUGCCACUGGACUGAAGAAGAUCUUAAAGUUCUCUGUGGCCUUAGUAUUAAUAGGUUCGCAUCCUAACCUGUGCUUCUUAAAGGACCAAGGCCAGGGCAUAGGUCAUAAUCCAAAUGAACCAAUUACAUGCAAGGGUAACCCUAUUGAAAUUGAUCCCUACACAUAUGAGUGCACAAAGGAACCCAAUCUUUUUGCAAUAGGUCCUCUCGUUGGAGAUAAUUUUGUACGCUUUUUAAAAGGAGGGGCCCUCGGUGUUGUACAACACUUGGCUAAAAGGCAGAAGCAUCAACUCAUUGUUGAAAGAGGAGAAGAUGGAGUCCCCUAAAAUAUCAUGGGUAUCUUUGUAGGGAACUACUGGCCUAUGCUAAUAAGUGAACCAUUAACAUCUCAAGUCAUUGGCAGCUGUGUUUUUGUUACACAUUCAAGUGCUUCAUGCUUGUAUUGCCUUGUAGAGGAUGAUGAUGCUUCAGUAUUUCAGCCUUUACAAAAUACAAAAAAAAGUGUCUUUUUACUGGAGUUCUUUCCAGAUAAAGGAAGAGUAAAUGAAAGUCAGCUGA